Molecule: messenger RNA, 225 nt
Organism: Paramecium pentaurelia
Lineage: Eukaryota; Ciliophora; Oligohymenophorea; Peniculida; Parameciidae
Source: the annotation of a GenBank genome assembly
AUGAUUAGAGAAGUUGAAUUAACCUACAUUUAUACUUUAACUUAUAUGGAACAAUCAAAAUCAAUUCAAUAUAUUAUUCUUAUGUUAUGCUAAUUAAUAUAGUUAUUUAUAUUUUAAAUGACAAAUUUAAUUAAUUAGAGAGGAGAAUUACUUUAAUAAAAAGCAAAAGGUUUAAGUUUUUGGAUUAAAUUAUAAUCUAAUUCAACUGGAGAAUUAGUUAAUUGA